CCCUUCAAUUGGCAACAGAUGUACGAGUGUGCCGCUUUGAUGCGCAAGAAGGUCAUCGCUCCCGUAGACACAAUGGGAUGUGAGUCGCUCGCCGAAGCUCAUUGCUCGCCUGUCGACCGGCGACUGCAGACCCUUGUAGCGUUGAUGCUCUCCUCCCAGACCAAGGAUACUGUUACCGCUGUGGCUAUGAAGCAGCUCCAGGAAGGCCUCCCUGGUGGCUUUAACCUAGAUGCUCUCCUGCAUGUCCAGCCUGAAGCCCUCAAUCGAUUGAUUUAUCCCGUUGGAUUUCAUAACAGAAAAACGAUCUACAUAAAGCAAGUUGCUGUGAUCCUCAAAGAACAAUUUGAUGGCGAUAUACCCCAAUCGAUCGAGGGGCUCAUGUCUUUGCCUGGCGUCGGUCCGAAAAUGGCAUAUCUCACCAUGUCAGCAGCAUGGGGACGAGACGAAGGCAUUGGAGUUGACGUCCAUGUGCACAGGAUCACAAACUUGUGGCAUUGGCAUAAAACGAGCACACCAGAGCACUCGAGAGUGGAAUUGGAGAGUUGGCUACCUCGCGAGAAAUGGCAUGAGAUAAAUCAUUUAUUAGUGGGGCUCGGACAAACAAUUUGCCUACCAAUAGGUAGAAAAUGCGAUGAAUGUGAUUUGGGCAAGCAAAAGCUGUGCCCAUCUGCGGUUGAGCGGAGCCCCAGGAAAAAGGCAAAAAAGGAGAUUGAGAUCAAGGUAGAAGAUGAUGAGGUUGUGGUUGCGAAGCCUGAAGCUGACGACAGAGCUGACACUGUUCAGAUCAAACCUGAAAGUGUG
Sphaerulina musiva SO2202 is the source of this 801-nucleotide messenger RNA. Its product is annotated as DNA glycosylase. The record is from RefSeq and is a predicted model, not a curated record. Gene Ontology annotation, biological process: nucleotide-excision repair; base-excision repair; base-excision repair, AP site formation. Gene Ontology annotation, cellular component: nucleus. Gene Ontology annotation, molecular function: DNA-(apurinic or apyrimidinic site) endonuclease activity; DNA binding; oxidized pyrimidine nucleobase lesion DNA N-glycosylase activity. Lineage: Eukaryota; Fungi; Ascomycota; Dothideomycetes; Mycosphaerellales; Mycosphaerellaceae. The annotation marks the transcript as partial. The transcript has 2 exons.